Molecule: messenger RNA, 2268 nt
Organism: Erinaceus europaeus (western European hedgehog)
Lineage: Eukaryota; Metazoa; Chordata; Mammalia; Eulipotyphla; Erinaceidae
Gene: IL2RA
Product: interleukin 2 receptor subunit alpha
Exons: 8
Coding region: 577-1377 (266 amino acids)
Biological process (GO): inflammatory response
Molecular function (GO): interleukin-2 receptor activity; interleukin-2 binding
Source: RefSeq, a predicted model, not a curated record
AAGCUAGCUCGCCUAACAGAGUGCACGAUUCAAGGUUGGAGUCGUUUUGGACUCAGGCUGGAGCAGGAGUCUGGUCAUUGUGUUGACACCACUGGCCUCUUUGAAGGGUGGUGUGGUUCGACCACUUUCUGUACUGCCACGACCAUGCCCAUGACCCCUCUUCCACACCUUAUCCAUGCAGAGCCUCCUCCCCUGCCCCCCCCAUUUCCCAGGGAGCCUCCAGUUUUAGGGGUGACAUCAGUCUCUGCUUCGCUAGCUGAGCCCACUGGUAGGCUUCCCGGGGCAGGGACUGUCCCACCAACAGCGGAGGACUCUGAGAGGACGCCCAGCAAGUCCAGCCCUCCUCUCCCAGCCCCAGCCCACACCUCCCAGCAAUUGAAUCUGAAAAAAAAAAAAAAAAAAACUAGGUUGAAAACCACUUCCUACCCUUAAGCCUCAAGUACUAGGCACAGUUUCCUGGCUAAGCAGAACAGCCCAGCGGAGCGCAGCCCCUGACCCCUGUCCAGACUUGGCAUUCGGAGCAGGGGCUGACAAGGCCACCGUCUCCUCCCACACGGCAGCCCAGAACCAGGGAAGAUGGAGGCCCACAGGGUGCUGUGGGGACUCCUCACACUCAUCGUGACAGCCAGCAGCCACACAGAGUUUUGCGAGCAGAACCCACCAGAGGUCUCCAAUGCCACGUUCCGAGCCCUGCAGUACAAGAUGGGCACCCUGGUGCUGUGUGACUGCGAGAGAGGCUUCCGAAGACAGGGAGCUGCCUUUCUGAACUGCACGGGGAAUGCCAGCCACACAUUCUGGGCCAACAGGUGCCACUGCAGAAGGAUGUUGCUCAUUUCGCCACAGUCUGAAGAAGAGAAAGAAAGAAAACCCACCGAAUCACUAAGCCAAACACAGCCCAGGGACCACCUUCCAGGUCACUGCCUGGAGCCUCCCCCGUGGGAACAUGAAAAGCCCACGCGAAGUUAUAACUUCGUGGUGGGGCAGGAGGUACUCUACCGCUGCACCCAGGGCCCUGGGGCCCCACAGGGAGGGUCAUCCUGGAGUGUCUGCAUGGUCAGCUGUGGGAAGAAGCACUGGACAAAGCCUCAGGUCAACUGCAGGAAGGACGCUCUGACUCCAGGUGAAGAACCGCCCGCAGCCAGCCCCAAAGAUCCUCCAGAGGGUGACAUCACCUGUACCCCCACCACACGCCCCACGGUCCCUACGGACACCACAGGGUCUCAAGAGCCCACAGACACGACCACCACGGCGGAGACAUUCACCUUCACCACCAAGUUCCAGAUCGCAGUGGCCAUCUGCCUCCUGCUGCUGGGUAUCCUCCUCCUGAGCGGGCUGGCGUGGCAGUGGAGAUGGAGGAACAGCAGAGGAACCAUCUAGAAAAGCAGUGUGGUGAAGUGCUGACGGGGCCGUCAGGAGGCACCUCAAGUCCAGACAUCGCCCCAGAGCAGCAGGCGACCCUCCCAGCUGGGUCCUGAAGAACCAGGAGGAACAACUUGGGGAUGAUAAAACCUCCGUGACCUGGACAGGGGACUCACUCCCCACUGCAGGGAAGGGGGACAGAGGAGAUAAGUUUCUUGCCGCCCAGAACAGCCAGGGCAAAGUCACGUAUGCCAACGCACACCCUCAUCCCCCACUACAUCAGGCCCUUGUCUCUGGCCCACGUCCGUCCUGCCCUGACUCCUAGCUAGCCAGUCCCAUCUUUGGUCAGUCCACCUCCAGACCCCUGGAUGAGUGGCUCUGCAUUCUUGGGUCCUGAGCCCCCCAAGUAUGGGACCUUCCAUUCUGAAUCUCUAAAGAUGGGGGGACCAUCCAGGAUGAGAUUUGACUUCUGCCUAUACAGCCCCCACCAUACCUCCUUGGCCUUGGGAUGCUGGAGCUCCCCUCUCUGUUUUCUCAGGAGAAGAAGGAUGGACUUGGCCCAGGUGUGGUGACACCUGCCACAGAGCUUUGCCCGGAUGUCAUCAGCAGACCUCUCUGAGAGUAUCUUUCUUGGGAUGGGGGUGUGUCGGAAGUGGGGCUCAGAAGUUGGCCCGCCCUGGUUUGAGCGCCACAGUGUGACAGUUCAAAGCAGGGGACAGACCGUUCGAGGGAGAGUCACAAAAGCCAGGGUGGAUGGGGAGACUAAGUCUACUGUCAGGUGUCCCUCUGAAAGGACAGGAAUGUGUCAUUAAAAAAAAAAAAAAGGCAUUCUGUGUGUUCUGCUUUCUCUGUCAUUGACCAAGCAAAUGUCACCCAGAGUCCCUGGGUCACCACCCCACUCCAAAACAU